AUGCAGGUAGAAGGACAUGAAAUCAUCAUCGGGGGCGCAACCAUCCAGGAUUCGGCCGGAGUCCUCGGAUUGGAACUGGAUCCGGCUAUACACCCGGACACCAGCUUCUUCAUGCCAAUCUGGGCGCCCUGGCCGGACGGCCAGACUGAAGGACCGGAAUCUGCGCCUAGUCUCCCCAUCGAGGAUUACACACUGGGGUACGGGACUGGCAUGUAUUACGAAGCUAUUACGCCAGGAGCCACUUCUGACGAUGUUGAGGCAACCGGGCGGGAUCACGAUAGUAAUGAUCCCUCGAACGAUGACGCAGCGUACGGGUACAAUGUAUCCUACGCGAAUGCCUCUGGUCUGCAGCGCGCAGAGCAGGGAGCAAUCACCAUAGUAUACACCGGUCACCGUAUCGGUCACGACGCCAGCCUCGCGAAUGAGGCUGAUGCCGAGUCCGAGGCCGACUCUGGGGUCAACGACGCGGAGCAGAGCGAGUCUGAGGCCACUGGCCACACUAAUAACAUCGCUACGCCUGCCGAGCUGUCAUCCGCCGCUCCCUUAUACAUGCUUCCCUCGACAAUCGACAACGCCAGUACCAACCAAUCACUCGACGACUCCGAGCACGACACCCCGCGGACAGUUGGUGAGGUGAUAUCCAGCAGGAGGAUUGAGCGGUCCGAAUGGAUCACAUGGCAGCCGCGGAUGACCCGCUCGAUGACGAAUGCAGUCGCCUCCUCAUCUGCACAGGCAUCCAUGUCCGCGGCAGGCCCAUCGACGGCGCCGCAAGGUCAGAAGCGAAAGUCGCUGGACACAGACGACGACGAAGACCUUCCUGGGCAGCAUGGGUUUCGAGACGAAGAGAGCGCAUACGAAGAAGAAGAUGAGGAGAAUGAGGGAGAGGGAGGCGACGCGAUUGAGGAGGCUGAGGAGGACAGCGGAUUCGAUGUGGAGGAGAGGCACCUCCGUGACACCGCUACCGCUGGGCCAGACGGACGCCGGGAGUGCCCCGCGCCCAAUUGCGGCAAGCUGUUAUCGUCCUUGGAGAUUAUGGUCCGCCACUGGAAGGGAUGCAAGAAGAGGCCCGACCCUCAGUCCAUCCCUUGCCCGGGCUGCGGCAAGUUGUUCGCGAGGGGCGAUGCGAUGCGCCGGCACCACAGAAACCCAAAUGCUUGUGAAGGGUAUGUCGCAGAUGAUGAGGCGAGGCCGAGGCCGAAGCGCGGUCGAGGGUCCAACGGCGGUCGAGGGAGCAAAGGUGGCGGCGGUGGUCGGAAGCGUGCUCGUCGUGGCUAG
This is a messenger RNA of Postia placenta MAD-698-R-SB12, 1275 nucleotides long. RefSeq lists its product as hypothetical. Bases 1 to 1275 code for a protein of 424 amino acids. Lineage: Eukaryota; Fungi; Basidiomycota; Agaricomycetes; Polyporales; Adustoporiaceae. The transcript has 2 exons. The record is from RefSeq and is a predicted model, not a curated record.